GGUGACAUGGCGGCUUGUUUUUAUAGCCCGGGAGCCCACCACCCAGACGCAUGCUCAUGUUGAUCUUUGGACCUUGCACAUGUGAAAUAAAACACUGCGAGCCGGGAGAGUUUGGCAGCCAUGGCACACAAACAUGCUUGGAGGGGAAAAAACACAGCGUCAGUCUGUCACAUCUGGCGAAUUUACCAGAGGUGGCACAGGAUGAUCAAAAACACGUUUGUCAUUGGAAUGAUCUACUUCAUGAAGAGUGACACUGCACAUCUUUUUUUUUUUAAUGUUGGUCUGUACCCAAUUUCACGGUCUCACCUUCAUUAUAAUCUGUUAGUUAUGUAAUUGUCUUUUGAUGAUUUGGAGAAAACAUCGUACUAGUCCCAAUGUAGAUUGCAUAAGGCUAGAAAUGAUUAAAUGGUGUGGCUCGAGCAGAUAAAGUCUGAUAAAAAUUAUGCGACUCGGAAGCAAACAAGUGAUACAAGGAGCCGCCAGAAAGGAAGUCCUCGCACUUGAGGUCAUACUACGUCCCGUUCAGAAGGACGUCAUCGAAAGCAUCUGCACAAAACAACAAGGACAAGCAAAAAAGCUUGGAGUCAGUUACUGAGCAGAACAUUUUUUUUCUAGGAAAUCCUUGAUCAGUGUGAGGGGGAGCCAUUGAUUUCUCUAAUUAUGGAUUUUAGCAGAGGGGGGUCUGGGAGAGUGUACAGGGUUAAGGAACCUGUCUCCACUGUCCCUAAGGCAAACAAACCUGCAAGCCUUGAGUAAAGUCCAAUUGGGAUCACACACAGACAAAGUAGAGGGGACGGAGCUUUGCGGCAUUCUGACUGACUACUUGAAAAAAAAAGACCCCAGAGUGCAUCCUCCUCAGGCACAAGUCUGGUAUCAUGGAUCUGGUCCACAGCUGGGGUGUGGAGCUGGUGCAGCAUCUGCAGACCAAAUACAGUAGCUACGAAGGUCUGUUCACUCUGGCCUCCACUGUGGCCGACCUUCACACCACCUUCUUCUUCUUCUUCCCCAUCUGGUUCCAUCUGCGGAGGGACACUGCACUCCGGCUCAUCUGGGUGGCUGUCAUCGGGGAUUGGAUCAACCUGGUCCUCAAAUGGGUUCUUUUUGGAGAAAGACCAUAUUGGUGGGUUCACGAUACCCACUUCUACGGGGCAAGAGCGGCCCCUUUGCUGCAGCAGUUCCCCAUUACAUGUGAAACUGGACCAGGAAGUCCCUCUGGUCACGCGAUGGGUGCUGCAGGGGUGUGGUAUGUGAUGGUGACGGCCAUACUCACCAUUGCAGCAGAGAAACGGUGUCCGCCAUUUCUGUACAAAGUCUUGCAUGUGGUUCUAUGGGUGAUCAUGGGCCUGAUGGUGCUGGGGGUGUGCAUGUCCAGGGUCUACAUGGCAGCCCACUUCCCGCACCAAGUUGUCGCUGGGAUCGUCACAGGCGUGAUGGUGGCCGAAGUCAUGUCAAAGCUGAAAUGGAUCUACAGUGCCGGCUUGAGGACCUACGCCUUCACCACCCUCCUCUUGACCUCCUUUGCCGUGGGCUUCUACCUGCUGCUCAAGGCUCUGGGUGUGGACCUUCUGUGGACCUUGGCGAAGGCCCAGAGGUGGUGUGCCAGGGCUGAAUGGGUGCACCUGGACAGCACGCCGUUUGCCAGUCUCCUACGGAACAUGGGCAGCCUGCUGGGCCUUGGCCUGGGCCUGCACUUGCCACCUCUGCAUGGCACCGCCGUUGCUUUCAAGGCGGGGUGCGUUGUCGUCUCUCUCGCGUUCCUCAGGCUCUUGGACGCAUGGACAUUUUCCUCCGAAAACCUGGUGGCUUUCUACUGCUUGUCCUUCGGUAAGAGCGCAGUUGCACUUUUAAUCCCGACAACGUUUGCCCCACGGGCUCUCUGCUGGAUAAGCACAAGAAGCACAGGUAGCAAGAACUUGUGAUCAAUGGGAUGUUUCAUUUUGGUGCUGCAUUGUUUCAUAUAUGGAUUUUGGGCAAUGCUAGUGUGCUGGGAUGGAAACAAAUUGUAGUCCUGUGCUUUGCUUGGUUGCUAAGAGUUAAUGUACAUAUAUUGCUCUUAUAUACAUAUGCCGGAAGCUAGUUUUGAUUUAAAACGAAGGCACAAACUAGCUAAAUGGCUACAUGUUUUGCUACACUUUUUGCUUUCUGGCUUAGGCUUCAUACGUCAUUAUUUUUCAUGUAUUGUUUCUUGAAACCAAAAGUCAAUGAACAAUGAUGUGUUAGGACAGAUCUAAAUAUGACGAUCAACUAAAAAAGUAAAUGAACAACGAUGUGUUAGGACAGAUAUAUAUAUGAAAAUCAACUCAAAACAGCCUCCCUCACUGUCAAGUUAGCUACAUGACAACAUGCUAACUAUGCUAUUUGCAUCCUAGCAUAGGCUUCAUAUAUCAUCCAUUUGUAUUUAUGUAUUCAUUCUUUAAAUGUAUGUGGAACAACUAAAAUAACCUUAUUCACUGUCCUUGUUCUAUUUUUGCACCCCAGCAAUUAGCUUUUUUUUUUUUUUUAGCUCAGUAGUCAGUGUUUGAAUUUAAAAAAAACCCCAACAAAUUAGUCAUUAGCUAACCAAUGAGAGGUUCUCGUAAUAGCCCAAUGUUUUUUUUCCAUGGGCCGCCUUGCACUGAUACUGAUUAAUUGUGCAGGUUAAACAUUAAACUGAGCAUGCGUCACUCACUCGGCCGGCCCACAUAGUGACACAGACUCCAACAUGCGCCAUGGGAUCAAGGAGCACAAUGUGUUGUGGACAACAUGCGUGUCGCAUUAAGAAGUGAGUUAAAUAUAUCAGUCUAGCUUUUACAAAUUGUACAUACUGUUACAGUGAACCAGCUGCUGAAUUGUGUUUCACCAUUUGAGAACUCACCUACUUGCAUUUUUUUGUAUUUAUUUUUUUAAAUAUAGAACCUAACCAAUGACUAUUAGUUGAGAAACUCAUCUAUUUGUGCUUUCUGAAAGGGCCCAAGAUGACAAGUCCUGCUCCUUCAAAGGCGCCAUGUUAGCAGAGGAGCCGGUCGGCUUGACAGCAAGUACAGCUACACGAAUCAUGAGGGAAGAUUCUUUAGAGGUGUGGCAGGCAGCGCUCCUUGUGGGGUUGAUGCCAGAGAAGGCAGGGAGGUAAACAUUUCAUGAUAAUGCAGAGAAUAGUUUCGCUAUAGGGAGCAGUGUUAACAGCUAGCUGUACUAAAGAUAAAGGCUCGUUUGUGAAAUGUUUUGUGAAAGGAGCGUUUAACUGACUCAAAAAUGUAAUAAAAUGACUAAUAGGAAAGUAGUAAGUUGAAAUAGUUUCCAUAGAGGCUGCUAAUUUAAGUCAGUCAUCUGAAUUUGACUGCAUCAUCUGAGUCUAGGUUGUUUCUCAUGAGUCCUUCACCCAAAUCAUCUGAGACAGAGUUCCUUCCAGUUAGUCCGCUAACUCGAGUCAGUCACUUGAAUCAUCUGCCUCCGCGCUGCUUUAAGUGAGUCUGCUAUUUGAGUCAGUCUCCCGAUUCCAUUGAAUUAUCUGGGUAUAUGCUGACUGAAGUCACUGAAGCAAAUCAUCUGAUUUUUUUGAUGACUCUUAACAAUGCUUGCCCAUGAAAAUGUAAAGGGGGACGGCUGUUGAUGUCCUCCCAAGGUGGGUGGAUGUUCGGGACCACCCCCACCGUCUAACCCCGAACCUUUGCUCGCCACUGUUACAUUACAAGGCAGAGCGAUUGAGAAAACAGGGUAAAUGGCUUGAAUGAUGAUUUUAGCCUUCUUUUCUACCACCAUUGUUUAAAUGUGUGAAAUGUCAGUCGAAAAGAAGAUGUUACAGAAGUGAGAGCCAACAGUGGGUGUAAUUUAACAUUCAAACUUUGCUAACAUAUCAUUUAAUUGACUUUCCUGUGGCUCAACUCGGAUUAUGGCACAGACGUACUCUCUUUAUGCUGAAAUGGAUACCACACUGUAGUUGACUAGCAGACUAGUUAUGUUUUGCUAAAUUACUGAGAGGGUUAUAGGGUUGGUGUUGGUUCCCUGUCCCUUCAAGUGGCUAAUCCGCUACUACGCAGUCUUGUGAUCUUCUCUGUACAACUAUUUACCCCAGCCACUUAAUAUAUCCUCUUCAUCCACAGGUUCCACUUGAAUAAUUGUCGUUUAUUUUACGGAAAUCUGAAAAAAAACGGGGGCGCGAAGAUAGUUGUGCUCAGAAUAGAAUUUGUGAAAGAUUGGCAAUUGAAAAAUAUGACUGACGGGGACCAUCUCAUUAUUUACUUUAUUGCUGUUUUGUUUAAUAAUUGUUUUAUUCUGAAAUGCCUUAGUUUAAUUUUAACCCCAAGAUGAAUAAAAAUAAAGGUGUUUUCCUGAUUA
Molecule: messenger RNA, 4314 nt
Organism: Phyllopteryx taeniolatus (common seadragon)
Lineage: Eukaryota; Metazoa; Chordata; Actinopteri; Syngnathiformes; Syngnathidae
Gene: g6pc1a.1
Product: glucose-6-phosphatase catalytic subunit 1a, tandem duplicate 1
Exons: 5
Coding region: 876-1919 (347 amino acids)
Biological process (GO): gluconeogenesis; glucose 6-phosphate metabolic process
Cellular component (GO): membrane
Molecular function (GO): glucose-6-phosphatase activity
Source: RefSeq, a predicted model, not a curated record